UUCAUAAUAGAGGUUGGGUGUGCGUCUGCUCCGCCAGGCCAGUCUCCUGUACAGGGAUCGUGUUUAUCUUAACCUUGACUCGCGAUGUCGUGCAUAUAUAGAAAAUACGCAAUCAUUGUCAUCGCAUUAUUUUUAGCCCAGGGGCCGGCCUUGGGGCAGCAGUUCGACGGACGGAGCUCCGUGGGGCAGCCGUGCUUGAGAGGUGACGGCUUCGGGGGAGUCUGCACCCCCCUCCCCCUCUGCCUUAAAAAGGGGGGCACGGUGGAGGGGGCGGGGAGCGUGCGGUUGUGCCCCUACAGCGCCGUGGGGGGCGCCGUGGUGUGCUGCAGGAGCUCCGCCCCCACCGUCGCCGCCAGGAAAUGUCAGGAAUGGGAAUCUGGUGGGAGUUCCGGGAUUUUAGCCUCUGAUGUGACGGUCCCCCACAUCGUGGGGGGAGAGGAGGCCGUGCCGGGGCAGUUUCCCCACAUAGUGUCCCUCCUGCAGCAGCAGCGGGACGGGCGCGUGAGGCACGUGUGCGGUGGGGCCCUCGUGGACCCACUCUACGUGGUGACCGCGGCCCACUGCGUCGCGGGGUACGAGAACAACUUCGAGGUACGCGUUGGUGCGCACGACCUCAGUGACCCCAACGAGCCAGGCAGCAGCAGGCUGUCGGUGCUGCAGGUCAUAGUGCACCAGGGCUACCAGCCUCCUGGUCGCUACCAUGACAUCGCCAUACUCAGGCUCAGUGAUAAGGUCCCCAUCACUCGCACCCAGCGCCCCGUAUGCCUCCCCUACAGGGCGGCACCCCUCCGCCCUGGGGACGCGCUCACCGUCGCCGGGUGGGGACACCAAGAUGGCGGCUCGGUCUCGUCGCGUCUGCGCGUCGCGACGCUGGGCUACGUGGACCAGGCGACGUGCAACGCGCGCUGGGACGGCCGCGCGGGGGCCGUUUACCCCAGCGGCGCGACCAACACCCUUCUCUGCGCCGCCGCCCCCGGCCGUGACGCCUGCAAGGGUGACUCAGGAGGCCCCCUAAUGCGCAAGGAGGAGGGGCGGGAGGUGGUCACCCUACUGGGGGUGGUGUCGCAAGGGCUGGGGUGUGCAGGGGAGGUACCGGGGACAUAUACCAGAGUACAAGCCUACCUAGACUGGAUCGUGGAUACCAUCUGGCCUGCAGAACCAUAGUCUUGAUCAUCGUGGAUAUACCAUCUGACCUGUUGAACCAUAGUCUUGAUCAUCGUGGAUACCAUCUGACCUGUAGAACCUUAGUGUUGACCAUCGUGGAUACCAUCUGGCCUGUAGAACCGUAGUCUUGACUAUGUGGAUACCAUCUGGCCUGUAGAACCGUAGUCUUGAUCAUCGUGGAUGCCAACUGGCCUGUAGAACCUCGAAUCAUUACUAUAUGGCCUUGGUUCAAACUAUCUGUCCUAAAGAAAAAUAAAACAUUUUUAAAUAUCAGGAACAUGACCCGCGUAAUGGAUCAUUUUUAAUCAUUGUGCCUACCAAAAUGAGCAACCAAGUUUUACAGCAACCAAGAACAACAACCAAGUUUUACAACUCGAUCCCAACCUUCACCAUAAUUCUAACUACAAAAAUUUAGACAAUGUCGUUAAGAAAAAUCAUGAUCUAAUUUUUUUUCUCGACAUUUGGCUUAUGCCAAUUUGACCAACUUUUUCAAGCAACUUUUCAGCACAAGCAGAAAUAAGAAACGAGAUCCGAACUGAGAUAGAUGGAAGAUAUCCCAACCUGCUGCUCUGUUUCGUGAGAGAACGACUAAUUUGUUUUAUGUCAGUUAUUAAAAACCUGUUAAUUCAAAUGUAUUAAAAAGUUUGAAAGAAACUGCAAUUCAAAACUUAACGAAUAAGUUUCACGUAUAUCACAACACGUUCGAAUAGUUUAUUGUACUUCAAUUGUAUGAUUUAUAUUUCAAUUAUAAAUUUGUUUUAAUAUAAAUAUCAAUGUUAUGGAUCUAAGUAUACACUCAGUUAUGCAUCAGUGAAUCGCACUUGACAUUUCAAAUGGUAAUUAUAUUUCCCUAUAAAUUUUACAGACGAGUUCUUUAUCGCAUUGAAAUCCACAAAUCUCAUCAA
This is a messenger RNA of Hyalella azteca, 2069 nucleotides long. RefSeq names its product venom peptide isomerase heavy chain. The record is from RefSeq and is a predicted model, not a curated record. Gene Ontology annotation, biological process: proteolysis. Gene Ontology annotation, molecular function: serine-type endopeptidase activity. Lineage: Eukaryota; Metazoa; Arthropoda; Malacostraca; Amphipoda; Hyalellidae. The transcript has 9 exons. Bases 85 to 1164 code for a protein of 359 amino acids.